This is a messenger RNA of Linum tenue, 429 nucleotides long. The record is from the annotation of a GenBank genome assembly. NCBI's taxonomy places the organism in Eukaryota, Viridiplantae, Streptophyta, Magnoliopsida, Malpighiales, Linaceae.
AUGAGGAAGCUGGUAAUCUCCAAUAAAUUACGAGUGGGCGUGGUUUUGGCGGCGGCGUUGUUGGUUAUGGCCGCACGUCCCACGAUCUCGACCAAAGGAUCAGUUUACAUCGAGAAUAGUUUGCCGACCAGCGAGGUAACGGCGAUCUGUCAAUCCAAAGACGACGAUAUCGGAAGACAUGACAUUGCCGUCGGCGACAGCAUUUCUUGGAGUUUCAGAAACAACCCGGGUUGGUCGGAAACGCUGUUUUGGUGCGAUCUGAACGCCACUGAUUAUGGGGUUCUUUCUUUCGACGCUUAUAGAGGUAAGAAGGCCAAAAUUUACAACUAUCAUUACUUUUGGUUCGUCGAGGAAGAUGGAGUUUACGUGCAGAACCAGUACGGUAUAGUAGAAACAUUGCCUACCAUGUCGUGGGGGAAACUGGAUUAA